Cokeromyces recurvatus is the source of this 2238-nucleotide messenger RNA. RefSeq names its product WD40-repeat-containing domain protein. NCBI's taxonomy places the organism in Eukaryota, Fungi, Mucoromycota, Mucoromycetes, Mucorales, Mucoraceae. Gene Ontology annotation, biological process: maturation of SSU-rRNA from tricistronic rRNA transcript (SSU-rRNA, 5.8S rRNA, LSU-rRNA); ribosomal small subunit assembly. The record is from RefSeq and is a predicted model, not a curated record. The transcript is spliced from 4 exons. Bases 1 to 2238 code for a protein of 745 amino acids. Gene Ontology annotation, cellular component: small-subunit processome; Pwp2p-containing subcomplex of 90S preribosome. Gene Ontology annotation, molecular function: protein binding.
AUGAACUUUAAAGCCAGAGCAAGAGCAAUCAAAUUCAGUCCAGAUGGCAAAUAUCUAGCAAUUACAAACGAGAAGACAGUCAAUGUUUGGAAAGCACCUGGUCAUACUCGUGAAUUUGCACCUUUUGUUUUAUUUUACACAGCUCUUGGACAUCAUGAUACCGUGACUAAUAUUAAUUGGAGCCCUGAUUCAAAAUACUUUAUUACAUCAUCAAAAGAUAUGACAUGUCGUAUUUAUACAAUUGAUAGAACUAUUGAUGAUUUUGUUUCCUCUGCACUUACUGGUCAUAGAGAUUAUAUUGUGAAUGCUUGGUUUUCUUCAGAUAUGAAAAAUGUUUAUUCAGUUAGUCGAGAUGGAUCUUUAUUUCAAUGGAAAAAUUCAACUUAUGCUGCUAUGCAUGAAGAUUCCGAUACUGAAAUGGUUGAAGUUGAUGAAAAUGGAAAUGAAAUUGUACGUGUUGAUAAAGUGAAGUGGAGAAUUCAGAAAAAAAAUUACUUUAAUACAACUACUAUUAGAGUAAAUGAAGCACAAUUCUUUGCAGAAAGUAAUUUAGUAGUUGUAGGUUUUGAAAAUGGUCUAUUUGGUAUUUAUGAAGUCCCUCAUUUCACUACUAUUCAUACCUUAAGUAUUUCACAGAAGAAAAUUGACUCUGUUGCGAUUAAUGCAACUGGUGAAUGGCUUGCUUUUGGUUCCGCAGCUCUUGGACAAUUAUUAGUUUGGGAAUGGCAAUCAGAAACAUAUGUACUUAAGCAACAAGGCCAUUAUUUCGAUAUUAAUUCAGUCUCAUAUUCUACAGAUGGACAAUUAUUGGCAACAGGUGGCGAUGAUGGUAAAGUAAAAGUGUGGAAUACAGCAUCAGGCUUUUGUUUUAUUACAUUUAGCGAUCACAGUAGUAGUGUGAAAGCUGUGGAAUUUGCCAAACAUGGUCAGGUUUUAUUUUCUGCUAGUUUAGAUGGUACAGUGCGUGCAUUUGAUUUAGUUCGUUACCGUAAUUUCAGAACCUUUACAAGCCCUAAUCCUGUACAAUUUACAUCACUUGCUGUUGAUCCCAGUGGAGAAAUAGUAUGUGCUGGUACAAUGGAUACCUUUGAAAUUUAUGUAUGGAGUGUUCAGACAGGUAAAUUACUUGAUAUCUUGGCUGGGCAUACAGGCCCUAUUAGUUCAUUAUCUUUCUCUCCUACCGGUAUGAUGCUUGUAAGUGGUAGUUGGGAUCAUUCAGCUCGUACUUGGGAUGUUUUUGGACGUAGUAAGACUGUUGAACCUUUAGUGCAUCAAACUGAAGUCUUGGCUGUUGCUUUUAAGCCUGAUGGUAAAGAAAUUGCAGCUGCAACUUUGGAUGGACAAAUUACCUUCUGGGAUAUUUCAGAAGCGACUAUUAUUAGUACUAUUGAUGGUCGUAAGGAUAUUAUGGGCGGCCGUAAGGUAAAUGAUCGUACAUCUGCUGAGAACGCAUCCUCUGGUAAAUGCUUUAAUUCAAUCUGCUAUACUGCUGAUGGUACCAGUAUCAUUGGUUCUGGUACAAGUAAAUAUAUCUGUAUUUAUGAUGUCGAAACUACAUUCCUCAUUAAAAAGUUUGUUAUUUCAAAGAAUCUCUCAUUGGAUGGUACACAAGAAAUGUUAAAUUCCAAGUAUAUGACAGAAUUUGGAAGUUUAGAAGAAUUAGAUGAUGAAGGGUCAGAUCGUGAGGAGCGUCAAGACUUCUCAUUACCUGGCACAAGAACAGGUGACCUUUCAGUUCGACGUACAAGACCUGAAGUAAAAUCUACAGCAGUACGAUUCUCACCUACAGGACGCUCAUGGGCAGCAGCAACAACAGACGGCAUAAUGAUUUAUUCUUUAGAUGAAGAUAUUAUCUUUGAUCCAUUUGAUUUAGAGAUUGACAUUACACCUGAAACUGUACGCGAAACUCUCGCAGAAAAAGAAUACCUAAAAGCACUUUGUAUGGCAUUCCGUUUGAAUGAAAAGCCAUUAUUACAUACUGUAUUUGAAAGUAUCCCACCUGACUCAGUUGAACUAAUUGCUCGUAGCAUGCCUGAAAAAUACCUUCAUAAAUUAUUAACAUUUGUUGGUAUGCAUAUGGAGACAAGUCCUCAUAUCGAGUUCCAUUUGUUAUGGGUUACACAUACUAUGACAGCUCAUGGUAGAUACCUCCGUGACCAUCGAGGUCAAUUUCAACCAGUGUUCAGAGCAUUAUAUAAAGGCGUGAAUCGCGUUCGAGACGAUAUUGCAACAUUGUAA